CCAAACAUGACUACCGCUUCAUUCUCUUUGAUCUUCUUUCUCUUCUCCUUCCUUCUCACCCCAACCCUCAUAUUCUCUUCACCUGUUUAUGACCCUGAAUUUGUGGCCCAAGAGGUAAACAGGAAUAUCACUGCUUCUAUGGCUAAUGCAGAUUUGAUGUCCCGCUCUUGUGGGACUGGCAACCCCAUUGAUGAUUGUUGGAGAUGUGACCCCAAUUGGGCUUACAACAGGAGAAGGCUAGCAGAUUGUGCAAUCGGUUUCGGCAAGAAAGCCAUUGGUGGAAAAAAUGGUAAGUUAUAUAUUGUCACCGACUCCGGCGACUAUGACGCGGUGAAACCGAAACCGGGGACACUCCGGCAUGCAGUGAUUCAAGACGAGCCAUUGUGGAUCAUAUUCGCAAGAGAUAUGACUAUUAAACUGAAGGUAGAGUUAAUCAUGAACUCGCAUAAGACAAUUGAUGGAAGAGGCGCGAACGUGCAUAUAGCUGGUGGUCCAUGCAUUACUAUACAAUAUGUGACCAAUGUUAUAAUACAUGGGAUACAUAUACAUGAUUGUAAGCCAGGUGGGAAUGCUAUGGUGCGGGACUCACCAGACCACUACGGGUGGAGAACCGUGUCGGAUGGUGAUGGUAUCUCCAUCUUAGGAGGAAGCCACAUAUGGAUUGACCAUUGCUCAUUCUCUCAAUGCACUGAUGGUUUGAUCGAUGCCGUUCUUGCGUCCACUGCAAUUACCAUUUCCAACAAUUACUUUACCAAGCACGACAAGGUUAUGCUGUUGGGUCACAGCGACUCAUACACUCAAGACAAAAACAUGCAUGUCACUAUAGCUUUCAACCACUUUGCAGAAGGGCUUGUUCAAAGGAUGCCAAUGUGUAGGUUUGGAUAUUUUCAUGUGGUGAACAAUGACUAUACCCAUUGGCAAAUGUAUGCUGUUGGUGGAAGUGCUAACCCAACCAUCAAUAGCCAAGGAAAUAGAUUUGUUGCAUCCAAUCACCCAUUCACCAAAGAGGUGACAAAGCAUCAGGUUGCACCGGAGAGUGAAUGGAGGCAUUGGAACUGGAGGUCUCAGGAUGAUUUAAUGUUAAACGGCGCGUUUUUCAAAUCAUCAGGGUCUCAAUCUUCUUCGAACUAUGCGAGAGCUUCCAGUUUAAGGCCAAGGCCAUCUUCUCUUGUGGGUUCGAUUACAAGGAGUGCUGGUGCCCUCAAGUGCAGGAGGGGAUCACGUUGCUAAUUUUUUCGAUUUCCAAUUUGUUGUAUUUUCAUUUUAAGAUUUCUAUUAGGAUGUUUUUCAUAUUCUAUUGUAGCUGAAUCUUCGUUAUAUAUUUGGGAAUGAAUGAAU
Messenger RNA from Gastrolobium bilobum, 1338 nucleotides. RefSeq names its product probable pectate lyase 18. The record is from RefSeq and is a predicted model, not a curated record. Bases 7 to 1230 code for a protein of 407 amino acids. The transcript has 4 exons. Lineage: Eukaryota; Viridiplantae; Streptophyta; Magnoliopsida; Fabales; Fabaceae. Gene Ontology annotation, molecular function: pectate lyase activity.